AUGUCAUCGUCGUUAAUUUUGAAAAUUACCAACACUCCCGAGCGAUAUCUGCAAUUUUCAAAUCUAGCCUAUCUUCAUCCUGAUGAUUGUGCUCAAUUUGAAAAUUGUCCUUGGAUUCAAUGUGGUCGACUCAUUACCAAGUUUACUUCUUUUCCGAGUGUCGUUAAAGGAACCAUUGGUCUCAACAAGUAUAUGAGACAACACGCGGGUGUUGAAGUGGGUCAAGAUUGUACAUGCCAAAGCUAUUCUGAAGAGAAGGCUUCCUCAACAUUGAUCUCUACGCCCUCCUCCAUUGUCUUUGAACUUCGGUUUUUGAAUGAAAGUGCAGUUGAGAAGAAAGUAGUGAGCGUUACAAACCUCAUUCCAUUAUUGAGAAAAUGUUUUGGAGGUCAUAUUCUUCAAAGAGGUCAAUCAGUAGCUUUUGUCUAUCAUGGAGAGAUAAUUGCAGCUAAAAUUGUAUAUACAUCUCAAAAGACUGUUUUGAUUAGUGAGGAUGAAAAUACUAAUGUUAUUUAUGUUACCACUGCUAAAGAUAAUAAGAUUAUGAAAUUAACCAAUGUGCCAUAUGACAUCAAUCAAGUGCCAAAAGGUUCUGCCUCUUUCUCAUCACCUUCAGCUCCCAAUAGUACUUUUAACAAUGACAAUAUUGGUAGUGGUGUUAAAGUCAUGACAUCAACACUAGAGGAAUCGUCACUGAUCAAUGAAGAGGAAGAUGCAGACCAAAUGCAUGAUAUUUUCAACUCUGAAUUUACAUUUGAAACUCUUGGUAUUGGAGGUUUAGAUAAGCAAUUGAACACUAUUUUCAGAAGAGCCUUCUGCUCUAGAGCUUAUCCUCCUGAUGUUGCUGAAAUGAUGGGAGUUAAACACGUUAAAGGUCUUAUUCUUUAUGGUCCACCAGGUACAGGAAAAUCGUUAAUUGCCAAGCAAAUUGGCCAAGUUUUGAACUGUAGAACAAAAGAAGUAGUGAAUGGACCAGAAAUCUUCAGUGGAUUGGUCGGUUCUUCAGAAAAACGAAUCAGAGAUUUAUUUGCUGAAGCCAUUGCUGAUUACAAAGAUCGUGGAAAAAACGCAGAAUUGCAUCUCAUCAUAAUGGAUGAAAUAGACGCAAUUUGCAGGAAGAGAGGAAGUAUUUCUGACAGCACUGGAGUGCGAGAUGGUGUUGUGAAUCAAUUGUUAACCAUGAUGGACGGUGUGGAAUCAACACCCAAUGUUUUAGUAAUUGGAAUGACCAAUCGAUUAGAUUUGCUAGAUCCUGCAAUGUUAAGACCAGGUAGAUUUGAAGUUCAAAUUGAGAUUGGUCUUCCCAAUGAAGAAGGAAGAAUGCAAAUUCUCAAAAUUCACACAGCAGCCCUUUCUAAAAAUCAUUUCCUUUCCAGCGAUGUCGAUUAUCAAAGUAUUGUCGAUAGAACCAAGAACUUUACUGGUUCUGACAUAAUGGGAUUGGUCAAUUCCGCACGUUCAUUUGCCAUGAAUAGAGGAAUUGAUUUAAAGAAUAAGAAAGUUGUGGCAAAGAAUGUCAAAGAGUACAGCUCUCAAAUUCAAGUGACCAUGGACGAUUUUAAUAAGGCUUUGAGUGAAGUUAAAAAGCCAUCAUUUGGUGUUGAUGAUUUGAAAUCAUACAUUGGAAAAGGAAUCGUAAGAUAUGGAGCUGAAUUUGAAAAGCUUUAUGAAAAGUGUAAUUUAAUUUUGAAGCAAGUGGAUCAAGGAGAGAAUACCUUCUUGACAAGUGUCUUACUGGAAGGCAAAAAGUUUUGUGGAAAAACUGCUUUGGCUGCUCAUUUAGCCCUAGUUUCAAAAUUCCCAUAUGUCAGAGUAGUUUCUCCAAAUUCUAUGAUUGGUAUGGAUGAAUUUGCAAUGUGCCAACACGUUUCUGAAGCUUUUCUUGAUGCCUACAAGUCUGAAAAGAGUGUAGUUGUGUUGGACAAUAUUGAACGGUUAAUUCAAUUGGUUCGUGUGGGACCUCGUUUUUCCAACAUGAUGCUCCAAACACUCAUGACCUUUUUGAAACGAAAUCCUCCUCAAGAUAGAAAAUUAUUAAUUAUUGGAACGACUAGCAUGCUUUCCUCGUUAGAGUCAUUGGAUUUGGUUGAACAAUUCGAUAGAGUUCUCACUGUUCCUGCAGUCACAGGCGCUGACAACAUCAAGGAAGUGCUUGGCACCAAUAAUCUAUUUGUCGAAAAUUCUGAUAAGUGUGACACACUUGUGGAUUCCCUCAUUGAAAAUGUUGGAGAAAAGAUUCCAAUCAAACAAUUGCUCUCGAUCAUGGACGUGGUCAUUGCCAACAAGCAAAUGCCCAUUGAUGACAUCUUGGAAUUAAUUGAUAUUAAGAAGGUUUAA
Messenger RNA from Naegleria lovaniensis, 2337 nucleotides. RefSeq lists its product as uncharacterized. Gene Ontology annotation, biological process: intra-Golgi vesicle-mediated transport; Golgi to plasma membrane protein transport; SNARE complex disassembly. The transcript is spliced from 2 exons. Lineage: Eukaryota; Heterolobosea; Eutetramitea; Acrasida; Naegleriidae. Gene Ontology annotation, molecular function: ATP hydrolysis activity; ATP binding. The record is from RefSeq and is a predicted model, not a curated record. Bases 1 to 2337 code for a protein of 778 amino acids. Gene Ontology annotation, cellular component: Golgi stack.